AAAGAUUAUGAAUAUUACACUAUAAUACAAAAAUCUCAAAAUAUGACAUAAUCAUAUAGGACACAGUAAGAUAGCAUAUACAAAUAGCCUAUGUUGGGAAUAUGGCUAAAUAUACCAUUACUAUUUACAAAACUAGCUGUAGUUGGAGUUAUUUUCUCCAGGUCCCAUCAAGCCCUGCAGUCUCAUAGCUCAUUUAUAAAAUAAACACAGAGACGCUUAUAUUGUCUACAAAUUGUAUGGCCAUGGCAGGCUUUUUGUUAUCUAGUUUUUAUAUCUUAAAUUAACCCAUGUUUAUUAGUCUAUACGUUGCCACAUGGCUUGUGGCUUAUCGAUAUCUUAACAUCUUCUCAUGGCGGUGGCUGACAGCGUCUCUCUACUUCAGCCUUUCAUUUUCUAGAAUUCUCCUCUCUCCUUGUCCCAUCUACACUUUUUGUCUGAUACUGGCCAAUCAGUGUUUUAUUUGUUAACCAAUCAGAGCAACACAUUGAACAUAAAGAACAUCCCACAGCAAGUAGAAUCUUGUUUAUGUCGUAUUUGUACACACACACACAAACACACACACACACACACACACACACACACACACACACACACACAUAUAUAUAUAUAUGAGAAAUAUAUUUAUUGGAAUGGUUUAACUCAAGAAUCUAUCACUGCAGUAGAGGAAAUGACAUGACAUAUCUGAAACUGUCAGCAGCAAGCUGCAAUCCACAGCACAGAAUCACAAUCAGCCAGUAGCAGGCAGAAAGGGAGGGUUGCUUGUAUGUAGCCAGGAAUUAGGCCCACGCAACUGAUACAUGAUUACUUCCUAGUUGUCACAGGCUGGUUUUUUUUUGUUGUUGUUUUUUGUUUGUUUGCUCGUUUGUUGUUUUUUCUGAUAAUUGGAGGCAGAGACCAGAGUAAAUUGCAUGUUUUUUCUAUUGAGCACUUUCAAUUUCACUGCUUCAGUGCCAGCACACGGACAUUUAAGUGGGAGUGAGGGAGAAAUGAAUCAGCAUCUCUGAUGCGAAUCUCCAAGGUUACCACAGGAUUUGCCUCCUUUGGUGGAACUGAGAUCAUUGUCCUUAUUGGUUCUUAUCCUGGGCUCAAUUUGAGUGCACACAGUACUUCAAUCAGUGGCAAGGAGUGCUAAUAAGAGUGUCCAAGGUCUGUCUUCUUACUAGUCAGGCUCAGUCUAUAGUCCAGGACACAGUUGGUGCUGGGUAUAACCAAAGCUUGACUCUAUAUUGGCCCAGAAAUGACAUAUUGCUCCUGACAUCUACAGGAGACAGAGCCCAUUCAGUUUAGCAAGGUCAGGAUUGUUUGAUUCCCAGGAUCACAGCUUUGAGUUCCCUGAUCCUGUCACCUGUGCAGCGAGUGGGAUCCUGCUUCUGAAGCUACAACUUCUCUUUAAAGAUGUGCCAUCCCAGUCUCAGUCGAAAAGUGCUACAGUAUAAACAAGGAAGAUCAUCCAAUUCAGGCUUUAUUAACUGGGGCAGGAAAAGAGAGUUCUGCUCUUUCCAAUGGCAGGGAUAUCCACUGUGGGAAUAGCUAUGGUACUGUCACUUUUUUUCCAGUUAAAUAGAGUCAUUGAAAGUAUCAAGCAAUAACUCUUCCAGACACUAGCCUUUCUGUCACUAGAGUCUCUGGGUGGACAAUAAAGAAGAGCACAUGAAAUGUACUCGUUAUAAUCCUUUGGCCAUUUAGGGACUCAGAGUUACAACUUUUGAAUGUUGGUGGGCAUUGUCAAUUCCUUUUGACACAUACGAAAUCUUGGUCAUGACUUUUUUUCCUGGUCAGCCCAUUCUUUUCUAUGACAUCAUGCAAGGCAUGAACUUUGUUGGAAAUCAGUUAUUGAUUUCUAGUGACAGUCAGGUAUUCCUCUGCGACAUUGUUCCCUUGAAAGUUAUUAAGACCCCAGAUUUUUCCUUCUUGUAUUUGGUAUUUUCAUAUGUUUAGUACCUGUGAACUCCUUAUCUUGUGUCUGAAAACUCACAUUCUGAAUUUCUCUGACAGAGAGGAUAGUUGAGAUUAUGAAACAUGGUCAUUAAGGAAUGAUCCCCCAGCUCUGAAUCUUUUAGAAUAUUUUUGGUACUUUUCAACACAGAUACAGGAGGCUUUUGUUCAGUGUAGCUAGAGUUUUCCUGCCUGGCCCACAGUCAGGACAAAUCUCUGACACCCGCCAGUUCCACAGCUACUCAGACCCAACCAAAUAAACACAGAGACUUAUGUUGGUUACAAACUGUAUGGCCGUGGCAGGCUGCUUGCUAACUGUUCUUACAGCUUAAAUUAAUCCAUUUCUAUUAAUUUAUACCUUGCCACGUGGCUUGUGGCUUACUGGUACUUUACAUCUUCCUUGUCCUGAUGGCAGCUGGCAGUGUCUCCCUCACCCAGCUCCCUGUUCUCUCAAUUCUCCUCUCUGUUAGUCCCGCCUAUACUUCCUGCCUGGCCACUGACCAAUCAGUGAUUUAUUCAUUGACCAAUCAGCAACACAUUUGAUAUACAGACCAUCCCACAGCAGUUCAGCUAUAUAAAAAAGAAAUUAAACAUCAUAGCAUAGUUAUCCAAAGCCGGUAAGGGUCUAUAUAAAGAGUCUCUUGCAUAUCAUUUUGUUAAUUCCCUAUUAAUACGAGACGAAGUUUCUCUGAUGAGGGUCAUGAUUUACCAGAUCUAUCAGGUUUUCACUUUGUAUUCAGGACUCACUUUAUUUCAAUUUGACUACAGUGGAAUGAGAGAAUAAUUUUUAUAGUUCUCAGACAAUUUUAGCCUCAGGUUCUUGGUACAUUUAUGAGUGUAGAGCAUUUAUUCACCUCAUGGAAUGAAUCAUAAUCCUUGCAAGUAAUUGAUUACUCCUAUUAUAAAUAGACCACUAUGACAAAAGAGGGAAAAAGGAGAUGACUAUAAAUGCUAUUUUGUGGCAUGUAGCUCAUGAACAUGUGACAUUUUGAUCUCCCUGGAGUUAUAUCAGAGUAGUUUGGUUUUUUUUUAUUCCUAUUCCAUGUAGUCAUACCCACUGAAGCUUCUUAUGAGGUACCCUGUGGAUAUCUGUUUGAUGAUGAACUAAGUAUGUAGGAUCUUCAAUAAUAUCUUAUCACCUUGCAAGUAAUUGAUUACUCCUAUUAUAAAUAGGCACUAUGGCAAAAGUAGGAAAAGAGCAGACUUCUCUACAUGUGCUGUAUUUUGGCAUGUAGCUAAUGAAUAUGAGACAUUUUGAUCUUGCUGGAGUUAUUUUGAUUCCUAUCACAUGUAGUCACUCCCAUUGAAGCUUCUAAUGAGGUGCCAUUGGAUAUCAGCUCUGUGAUGAAUAAAGUAUGUAGGAAAUUCAAUAACAGUUUAUCACCAUCAUAUUAGGAGGUAUAACCCUGGUUUGGAAAUGGUUGUGAAUCAAUAGGGGGAGAUUAUGGGAGGCCCCUUGGCCAAGAAGAUAACCAAAUAACUCUUUACUGACACCUGAGAGAAAACUCUGAUUCCCUUUCUUGGUCUAAGAUGUGCAGUUGUCACAAUAUCUCCAUGGUAUGUUUUUAACAGUAUCAAUUACAUUCAUGUAUGUAUAAAUGGUUUUGUAUGUGCAUGUAUAUGUGCCUCCUUCUGACACACAUUUCGAGGUAGAAAUAUAUAUGUAUGUAUCAAAAUACAUAUGCAUACAUGUGUAUGCAUCUUUGAUGUAGAUGAGCAAAUCUCACAUGUGUACUGUAUUUAUACAAUUCCACUCUUCUAUAUUAUUCCUCCUGCAGUACCAUGUCUGCUCCAGGAUAUUCCAAAAGAAAUACUACUUCUUAGUGAAUUUAUAUUUUUUCAUACAUGCACAAAUACAGUCAGAACUAGAUGAUGCAUGGUAGAGAAUGUGGAGAUAAUUAAUGAAUAUUUUUAUUUUUGACCUUUGAAAUUGAAAGGCCUCACAAUGUCAUUUUUAAAUAACCUGUAUCUAUCUAUCUUAGCAUCCAACUUUUCUUCUUACCUUUUCGGCUUAGUGUGUCAAGCCUAGAGAAUUUCCACUACACACUGACAUGCAGAUGUGUGUUGUCAUGCUGCUACCCUUGAUUGGGUAUUUCUUUACUUUGGAUUAUAUUUUUGGUUGAUAUUCAUAUUUUCUAAACAUUGGGCUUUGAAAUUUGGUAUCCUUCUUAGAAGACAAUUUUUCCACAGGAGGAAUCCUGUUCCUUAGGAUGUUAAAUUACAUCUUAGCAUUGAGUACCACACUUUCUUUGCCCAGAAAACAUGUUGAGUUGUGUGGAUUUAUCUGGUGGCUGUAGACAUGACAUUGUAAGUACAUAGCAAUAUGUCCAGGUAUGGAAUUUUGUACUAAUGCUGUAAAAUGAUGUCUUUUUGGGGAUUUAAAACUAAAGUUGCCUGUGGAUAUAAGGAUAUAUAGAAAACUGUUCGAAAUGACAUGCCUUCAGAGACGUUGCCAAAGAAGGAGUGCCUCUGGGUUCACUAAUUCUUAGACUUUAUGUAUCAGACCAGGUUAAUGCAUUGGGAAUUAGUUUUCCUCAUUUAAGUGGUAUGUGAUUCUUUUAAUAAAAAAUAAAUGAAAUAUUCAGUCAUGUCUGCGGGAAACAAGGAUAUAAUGCCCUAGGAUAUUCUAAGUCCUGAUAAGCUUUAUAUUUAAAUGCGGUGGUACAAUCAUCAGUUGUGUUAGCUGUGAUUUUGAUAUGAACAGUCCAUCAUGAUGAUGAUGAGUAAAAUAAUAACUAUACUAAUGGUCCAGGGGACUAUUUCUAAGCACAUAACAAUGUAAAAAUUACUUUUGAAAAAACCCAGAUUUUCAUCUGACAAGAGGCAAGAUGGCGACAGGUGGCAGAGCCGCGGAGGAUCUGCAGCGGGGCCGGCUGCAGAUGCCGCUCCCCGCGCAGCCUAUGGCCCAGGCUGAGGAAGCCCAGGGCACAGGAGAGAAGAUGGGCUGGGCGCAGGUAGUAAAGAACCUGGCGGAGAAGAAGCACGACUUCCGCGAGCAGUGGCGGGCAGAAGAGAGGGGCAGAGGUGCAGGCGGCAGGCUGGGCAGCCCCGCGGGCCUGGCCGCUCCGAACCCCGGCAACUUCCCACCUGCCGGCCGCGGGGACCCAAGGGGCUGCGGGAGAGACCCUGCGGGCUACGCGGCAGAAGCUUGCAGGAUGAAGGGAGCUGGAGACGCGAAUCAGAGGAAGAUGGCCCAGGUGGCGGUGGCGGCGGCGGCCAUGGCGUCCCCUGCCAGGCCUGGCGCGACCAAAGACGCAACUGCAGGGCGCCCACUCCAGGAUGAGCCUCCAGCCGCCAGGCCGGGUAAGGGCCGCUUCCUUGUGCGCAUCUGUUUCCAGGGAGAAGAGAGUGCCUGUCCGACCCGGGAUUUCGUGGUGGGUGCGCUCAUCCUGCGCUCCAUCGGCAUGGACCCCGGGGACAUCUAUGCUGUCAUCCAGAUCCCCGGCAGCUGCGAGUUCGAUGUGAGCUUCAGAUCUGCAGACAAGCUUGCCCGGUUUCUCCGCAUCUAUGAGGAAAAGCGGGAGCUGGACGACUGCUGGGAGAACUUUGUGGUGUUGGGGCGGAGCAAGUCCAGCUUGAAGACCCUCUUCAUCCUCUUCCAGAAUGAGACCGUGAAUGUGGAGGACAUCGUGACCUGGCUCAAGCGCCACUGCGAUGUGCUGGCCUUGCCAAUGAAAGUGACUGACAGGUUUGGGAUCUGGACUGGGGAGUACAAGUGCGAGAUCGAGCUGCGCCAGGGGGAGGGCGGACUGAGGCACCUGCCUGGGGCCUUCUUCUUGGGAACAGAGAGGGGCUACAGUUGGUACAAGGGGCAGCCCAAGACCUGCUUCAAAUGUGGUUCUCAGAACCACAUGACUGGCACCUGCACGCAGGACAGGUGUUACAGGUGUGGGGAAGAGGGGCACAAGAGCCCUUACUGCAGGAAGGUCAUCAUGUGCAACCUCUGUGGCAAGAGAGGACACGUGUUUGCCCAGUGUCCCAAAGCAGCUCAAAAUUCCGUGGCAGAUCACCUCACAGGCGUGGCGGGGCGCUGAAUGUGUGCCUGCCUGCCGGGGUGAACACACAGCCAUGUUACCCUUCUUAAGUGCCAAAACUUUUUUUUUAAGACCAUUUUUCUCUUUUUCGACGGAGAUAUUUCUAAAACUUAACAGAGACAUUCUCUCUAUGCCUUUUAAAACCACGUGUGCUCCUUUUCAUCCUGUUUAAAAAGAACUAUUCAGAACUGUAGUGUGCAGAUGAGAUAUGUUGCCUGUCCCCCCCCCACCACCACCACCACCACCUUUUUUCUUCUGUUUUACAUUAGUUUUGGUACUUUCUUCAACACCCUGUCUGCCUCUGUAAAUUUACUAAGUCCCUCUUCAUCCACGUCUCAUCAGAAGAUGUUUGCCCUUCGGGCUGCCUUGCUCAUUUUUAUGCCCUGGGUACAGGGCCCAACGCGGGAUAGACAUUCAACCAAGUGUUUAUUGAAUUGAAAAUGUCGUCGACUAGCUCUGUCUAGAGUGCCUACCUUGUGCAGCUCUCCGCUGGGAUCUUUUCAUUUGUGGCUUCUAUGUGAUAUGAAAAUUUGUGAAAACCGUGUUGCUGGAAGUGUGUAAUCCGAAUAAGCUCUGAAAAGUGGCUAAGGCCCUCUGGAACCAUUUAAAACUAUCUCCUUUGUGACAGCUUAUUGUGACUCAGAAGCUUUAUAUCUGUAGGAUCGUGGAGCCUAGGCAAUUUUGCUGGGAAAGACCCAAGAGGUCGUUUUUGUUGCAUUUUCUUUGGGGGAGCUUGCUUCUGUUUUGUGUAUUGAUUUUGUGUAUUGAUUUUGUGUAUUGAUUCUCACUGUGUAGCCCUGACUGGUUUGGUACUGGCAGCAUACCUGGACCAGGCUGGCUUCAAACUGACAGUGAUCCUCUCACUUCUGCCUCCCUGAAGGAUGUUUUAAAUUAACUCCUUGGUUUUCCAGCAGAUGAAAUGAAUCCGAAGUUAAAUGACUGGGUCAAAGUAAACAGCGGUGUGGUGCCUCAGACUGUCCACAGUAGAGUCCACUGUCCCCAUGCCUGGUGCUCAUCCCACUACCUCUCACACUUCACAACAGUCUCCUCAACAAUGGUGGGCCAAGUAAGUCUCUCUCCAGGCUGAUGGUCCCAGCAUGAAGCUGAGACACCAUCCCCUGAAAGAACAGAAGGAGAAGCUUGUCUUGCCACUUCAUAUUAAGGGACCUAAGGAAAGGACCAGCGAACACACUCCAAGCUGCAUGCAUGCAUCAGUCCUUGGAGUGAGUACCACAUCUUAAAUGUUCCACUGUCAAUGUCAGCAGUGAGAAAUGGUUGUGCUCAGGAAAGAAACUUGCCAGACUUUUACAUUUACACCUCUGCCUCAUCUACUAGGAACCCCAGAGAAGUUAGAGAGAGAGCACAUCUGAAACCUCUGACCUCUGCCGCUCAAAAGACAGGUGGUUUUAACCCAAAAGCAUGAGUGAGCUGUAAACUGGAAAAUGUUCUUGGGGAAACAGGCCAAGGGAUAGGGCCUGGGUCAACUAAGUGUUACCAAGUUAAAGUGAAAGACAGUAAGCUGCUUUUUUCAGUUUUUGUCUUCUCUUUGCAGUUUUGCUAUUUUCUUGUGGCUUAGAAUGUAAGACCAGAUGUUCAGAUUUGUUCUCAAUAAAUAUUUAUCUUUUUUGCCCAUGAAAAAUGUUGAGUUGUGUGGAUUUAUCAGGUGGCCGUAGACAUGACAAUGUAAAUACAUAGCCGUUUCUGCAGGUGUGGAAUUUUGUAAUAGUGUUGUAAAAUGAUGUCUUUUUUGGAGACUUAUAACUAAAGUUGCCUGUGGGUAUAAGGAUAGAUACAGAGAAAACUGUUUGAAAUGACAUACCUUCAGAGAUGUUGCCAAAGAAGGAGUGCCUCUGGGUUCCCUAUUUCUUAGCCUCAUGUAUCAGGCUAGGUUAAUACACGGGGCAUUAUUUUUCAUCAUUUCAAUGAUAUAUGUUUCUUUUAAUCUAAAAAAUUGAAAUAAUCAGUCAUGUCUGUGGGAAACAAGGAUAUAAUAACCUAGGAUAUGCUAAGUCCUAACAAGCUUUUACAUUUGAAGGUGGUACAUUUAUCAAGUCUGCCAUGAUGUUUUUCAAUGUGUUAGCUGUGAUUUCUCUAUGAACAGCAUAUGAUGAAGAAGAGUAAAAUAAUAUCUAUAUUAGUGGUUCACGAUCCUGUUUCAAAGAACAAAACAAGGUAAAAAUUAGUUUAAAAACAAAUGUUCAAUAAGAACGAUGAUCAAGUGUAAUUUAAAGGAAUUUAGAAGUUUUCUUUAGAGGAGAUUCCUCACCAUUGAUCACUUUUAGUAUGUGUUGUGAUUAAAAGAAAAAACAGAUGCACUGGUUUAUGCUUAAAUUUUAUUUAACCAUUCCAAAAUAAAAUCUUGAACCUAAGUGAGUACAAGCACUGAUUCAUAAAUAUGGAAAGAUGACGAGUAGGUGCUUGGAUUAGGGAAAAUCUGUGUGUUUUUUGACAAAUAUCUCCUAUGUUAUAUAUUGCUUACUUGCUUCUAAUAAACAAAGCCUAGUAGAAGAGUCCAUCACCAUC
This is a messenger RNA of Peromyscus californicus insignis, 8492 nucleotides long. Its product is annotated as zinc finger CCHC domain-containing protein 3-like. NCBI's taxonomy places the organism in Eukaryota, Metazoa, Chordata, Mammalia, Rodentia, Cricetidae. The transcript has a single exon. Bases 4764 to 5969 code for a protein of 401 amino acids. Gene Ontology annotation, cellular component: cytoplasm. Gene Ontology annotation, molecular function: zinc ion binding; RNA binding; double-stranded DNA binding. Gene Ontology annotation, biological process: defense response to virus; cellular response to exogenous dsRNA; activation of innate immune response. The record is from RefSeq and is a predicted model, not a curated record.